Molecule: messenger RNA, 2364 nt
Organism: Myodes glareolus (Bank vole)
Lineage: Eukaryota; Metazoa; Chordata; Mammalia; Rodentia; Cricetidae
Gene: Letm1
Product: leucine zipper and EF-hand containing transmembrane protein 1
Biological process (GO): intracellular monoatomic cation homeostasis
Cellular component (GO): mitochondrial inner membrane
Molecular function (GO): calcium ion binding; ribosome binding
Source: RefSeq, a predicted model, not a curated record
AUGGCGUCCAUCUUGCUCAGGAGCUGCCGCGGCCGGGGCCCUGCCCGUCUCGCGCCGCCCCGCGCCGCCUCUCCGCGGGGUAGUCGAAGGGAUCGAGCGUGUCUCAGUUGUACCAGGACCGUGGGGUUGAUAAGCCAAGAGAAAUUUCUGUCUCGCUGCUGUACUCCAGCCAACCCUGUGUACCUCUGCUUCAAAGGUGAGCCCCGCAGCAGUUGGACUCAGUGGCUUGAGUGCCAGGGCACCAUUGCAAGGGCAACAUGGACACCUGCUUCUGCAAGAUUGGUUGUCACAGGACCUCAGUACCUUCCUGUGCGCAGUUGGCACUCAUCACCUCCCCUAGGAGAGGACUCUGUGAUAGAGAAAUCCCUUAAAUCCUUAAAGGACAAGAAUAAGAAGCUGGAAGAGGGUGGCCCUGUGUACAGCCCGCCAGUUCAAGUGGUAGUAAAGAAGUCCCUUGGGCAGAAGAUACUGGAUGAGCUGAAGCACUACUACCAUGGCUUCCGCCUGCUCUGGAUCGACACCAAGAUAGCUGCCCGCAUGCUGUGGCGUAUCCUCAACGGCCACACACUGACCCGCCGGGAGCGCAGGCAGUUUCUCCGGAUUUGUGCAGACCUCUUCCGCCUAGUGCCUUUCCUGGUGUUCGUGGUCGUGCCCUUUAUGGAAUUCCUGCUGCCUGUAGUUGUAAAGCUCUUCCCCAACAUGCUGCCAUCCACAUUUGAAACCCAGUCCAUCAAGGAGGAAAGGCUGAAGAAGGAGCUUCGGGUUAAGCUGGAGCUAGCCAAGUUUCUCCAGGACACCAUAGAGGAAAUGGCCCUGAAGAACAAGGCAGCCAAGGGGAAUGCCACCAAAGACUUCUCUGCAUUUUUCCAGAAGAUCCGGGAGACAGGAGAGAGACCCAGCAAUGAGGAAAUCAUGCGUUUUUCCAAAUUAUUUGAGGAUGAACUGACCCUGGAUAACCUCACGAGGCCUCAGCUGGUGGCACUGUGCAAGCUGCUGGAGCUUCAGUCCAUCGGUACCAACAACUUCCUGCGUUUCCAGCUCACCAUGCGCCUGAGGUCCAUAAAGGCUGAUGACAAAUUGAUUUCUGAGGAGGGAGUGAACAGUCUGAAUGUCAAGGAAUUGCAGGCAGCAUGUCGAGCACGAGGCAUGCGAGCACUUGGCGUCACAGAAGACCGUCUGAAGGACCAACUGAAUCAGUGGCUCGACCUGCACCUCCACCAUGAGAUCCCCACAUCAUUGCUCAUACUGUCCCGGGCCAUGUACCUUCCAGACACCCUCUCACCUGCUGACCAGCUCAAGUCCACCUUGCAGACCCUUCCAGAAAUUGUGGCAAAGGAGGCUCAGGUGAAAGCGGCAGAGGUGGAGGGCGAGCAGGUAGACAACAAGGCGAAGUUGGAGGCCACACUGCAGGAAGAGGCUGCCAUCCAGCAAGAGCACCUGGAAGAACUGCAGAGGGCUGCCGAGGCUGUGAAGGACACCCAGCCAGAAGUAGCAGAAGCCACCAUUUCUGGGAGGCCAGGGGCCGAGCUUCAGCCAGAGGUGCCUGAUGUGAGCGUGUCCUCAGAGACACUGAAGGAUACAGCACCUGUGCUAGAGGGAUUGAAGGGAGAAGAAAUAACUAAGGAGGAAAUUGACAUCCUCAGUGAUGCCUGUUCUAAGCUGAAGGAACAGAAGAAGUCCCUGACCAAGGAGAAGGAGGAGCUGGAGCUGCUCAAAGAGGAUGUCCAGGACUACAGUGAGGACUUACAAGAGAUCAAAAAGGAACUUUCAAAGACCGGUGAUGAAAAAUAUAUAGAAGAAUCCACAGCUAGCAAGAGGCUGACAAAGCGAGUGCAGCAGAUGAUCGGGCAGAUCGAUGGCCUAAUUGCACAGCUAGAGACCAGUCAACAGAAUGGCAAACUGGGCCCCCAUGAGAGUUCUCCAACAGGGGAGAGUGUCAUCAGUGUCAGUGAGCUCAUCACCGCCAUGAAGCAAAUCAAGCACAUUCCAGAACACAAGCUGAUCAGUUUGGCUUCAGCCCUGGAUGAAAAUAAGGACGGCAAUAUCAACAUCGAUGACCUUGUCAAGGUGAUCGACUUGGUGGACAAAGAAGAUGUUCAGAUCUCUACCACCCAAGUAGCCGAAAUUGUGGCCACACUAGAGAAGGAGGAAAAGGUGGAAGAGAAGGAAAAGGCCAAGGAAAAGGCUGAGAAAGAGGCCGCAGAAGUGAAGAAUUAGAACUGCCUGGCUUUUGGCCCACAGGGUCUGCCUUCAUCAUGCUACACCAACCACAGUGGGGAUGACACAAGAGUGAUUGCUAUGAGGUGAUUCUUAGUGGCAAAUCUAAUAUUUUAUCUGGAAUAAAUCAGAAACUUCCUUAAUCAA